UUUAAACUUGUAGCGGAGACUGUUGUUAAAAGGCAGAACGGGGUAACGCUGCAACCACCGAGGGACGAGCCUGGCGACUUAUUUCAGGACUGUCUUCUCUUUUAAUAUUAAUAUCCGCAUGCAGUAACACUUUUUUUUUUUAAUCGUUGAAGUAAAUAUUUGAAUACGUUUCGCGUUUAAAAGGUUAGUUAACGCUAGUUUUGAUUUGAAUUCCCAAGUGUAUGGCAAGCUAGCUUCCAGUUAAACUAACGUCGGUUGAAGUAGGGUUGACAAUAGUUUGGACCCUUGCAACCAUCAUCGAUACCUCUACUACUGAAGAGGGGUUUUUUUUUUUUAAAAAACGUUUUCUUUUAAAGACGCCGAAGAGCACUUUCAUCCGAAAAAUAGAAAAUGAGCGCAGGUAUCGCGAAGCCGGCGGUUCCGUCGGCACAUGUCGACCCGAAAUCGGCUCCCCUCAAAGAGAUCCCAGAUGUUCUGGUGGACCCACGCACCACGAGGAGAUACGCCAGGGGACGAUUCCUCGGGAAAGGUGGUUUCGCCAAAUGCUACGAAAUCACAGACAUGGAGACGAAGCAGGUUUUCGCCGGAAAAAUCGUCCCGAAGUCGCUGAUCCUGAAGCAGCACCAGAGGGAGAAGAUGACCUCGGAAAUCGCCAUUCACAAGAGUCUCGACCACGCCAACGUCGUCGGCUUUCACGGGUUUUUCGAAGACGACGAUUUUGUCUUCGUUGUCCUGGAAAUCUGCAGGAGAAGGUCUUUGUUGGAGCUGCACAAGCGUCGUAAAGCUGUGACUGAGCCAGAGGCCCGCUACUACAUGACACAACUGCUCAAGGGUGUCCAGUACCUGCACAACAACAGAGUCAUCCACAGAGACCUGAAACUGGGCAACAUCUUCCUCAAUGAUGACAUGGAGGUCAAGAUAGGCGACUUUGGUCUGGCCACUAAGAUCGAGUUUGAUGGCGAGAGGAAGAAGACCUUGUGUGGAACGCCCAACUACAUUGCACCUGAAGUGCUUUGCAAGAAAGGCCACAGCUAUGAGGUGGACGUCUGGUCGCUUGGAUGUAUAUUGUACACUUUGUUGGUGGGUAAGCCCCCAUUCGAGACCUCCUGUCUGAAGGAGACCUACAACCGCAUCAAGAAAAACAACUACACCGUCCCCUGGCACAUCAACCCGCUCGCGGCCUCUCUCAUCAAGCGGAUGCUGCACGCUGACCCCGCCCAACGGCCUACCAUCGGCGAGCUGCAAGCUGAUGAGUACUUCACAUCCGGCUACAUCCCGACGCGUCUACCCACUACGUGCCUCACUGUGCCCCCACGGUUCUCUAUCGCCCCCUCCACAGCUAUGGAGCAGAGACGCCCCUUGACUGCCAUCAACAACAAGGGAGGGACAGAGAAGGUGGACAUGAAGGACGAGCCUGUGCAGAGGGAGCCUGAGCCAUCAGAAAACCACCUGAAAGAUAUGCUGCAGCAGCUCAACAGUAUCAUUGCUGCCAAGCCCUCAGAGAAGGCUGUCGUCUGCCAAGAGGAGGCAGAGGAUCCUGCAUGUAUUCCAAUCUUCUGGAUCAGCAAAUGGGUGGACUACUCUGACAAAUAUGGAUUAGGCUACCAGCUCUGUGACAACAGCGUGGGUGUGCUGUUCAACGAUUACACACGCCUGAUUAUGUACGCUGAUGGAGACAGUCUGCAGUACAUCGACAAGGCGGCGGCUGAAUCCUACCUCAGCGUGCGAUCUUUCCCCGCUACUCUCAACAAGAAGAUAACGUUGCUGAAGUAUUUCCGCAACUACAUGAGCGAGCACCUGCUGAAGGCCGGCGCCAACAUUGCACGGCGGGAAGGAGACGAGCUGGCCCGGCUGCCUUACCUCUCCCUCUGGUUCAGAACCAAGAGCGCCAUCGUCCUGCACCUCACCAACGGCACCGUUCAGAUUAACUUCUUCCAGGACCACACCAAGCUGAUCCUGUGUCCGCUGAUGGGUGCAGUGACCUACAUCGACGAGAAGCGAGACUUCCGCACCUACAAGCUGUCUCUGCUGGAGGAGUUCGGCUGCAGUAAGGAGCUGGCCAGCCGCAUCCGCUACGCCAAGCUCAUGGUGGAGAAACUGCUGGACAGCAAGCCUACCCCUGCCGCACAUUAGACCCCCCCCCCUUCCUCCCUCCCUUACACCACUUCUUUAAUCACUCUGUCUUUAAUCACUGGCCACUUCUUCCUGUCUGCCAGCCUCUGAGGUCCGGACAGACCCUUAAAUUCCUCCUAUAUUUUAUUGAAGGGUCACAGUGUGAUGAAUUUUCACCUUUUCGAGGCUUUGAGAUGUACCAUGAAAAUGAAUCUCCUAUGUUGUACAUGAAUGGUGAAUUUCAGUCUCUCAGCCACUGAUUUUAUCUUCUUUUCCUGCUGUUAAUAGAAACUCUCUUUAACUUUCUUGAUGAAGCUUACUCUUGACAAACGCACUCCCGCUGAAGUAAUCUAAGAUGGCUGGAUCACUUGACAGCGCAGCAGGCGAGUCGACUCUGUACAAUGAAAUGAGUCUAGGAGGAAAAGAUGAAUGUUAAGGGUUCCCCGUGUUCAAAUUCAUUACGUUGAAGUUGAAACAUUCCUCCAAGAUUCUCUCUCUGCUUGUUUGUAUUUACCUGAAGCUGAGGGGACGACUGUGUGGUGGGGGUGAACACUCGAGACUGGCUGUAUGGAUGGGGGAAAAAAGCUUCUCUGGUCUGCUUCUCUAGUUUGUCUAUUUUUAUCUGUGUUGUAUGUAGAGAAAUGGACCAUGUUAAUAUGUCUUCAUCAUGUACAUUCUUCCUGUAGUUACAUUUUACACUUUUUAAGUCUAUUUUAGAUGUCUUGUCUUUUUCAACAAGAUGUACAAACUUGUACAUACUGCUCAAUAUGCAAACAUGUUGUAAAGAUGGUUUAAUUUUACUCAAGUUAAAAUAAAGAUUCUCUUAAACAAGACAAA
Messenger RNA from Dicentrarchus labrax (European seabass), 2949 nucleotides. It is a transcript of the gene plk1, whose product is annotated as polo-like kinase 1 (Drosophila). The transcript has 11 exons. The coding region runs from base 391 to 2133 and encodes 580 amino acids. Gene Ontology annotation, molecular function: protein serine/threonine kinase activity; protein binding; ATP binding. The record is from RefSeq and is a predicted model, not a curated record. Gene Ontology annotation, biological process: regulation of cytokinesis; mitotic cell cycle; protein phosphorylation. Gene Ontology annotation, cellular component: centrosome; cytoplasm; nucleus. NCBI's taxonomy places the organism in Eukaryota, Metazoa, Chordata, Actinopteri, Moronidae.